AUGCAGAAGCUGAUCGAUGAUCUCGAAUUGGUCACUGAAAAAAUCAAACUGGGUGGUGGUGAAACGGCUCGUCAACGUCAUUUGUCUAGAAACAAGAUGUUACCACGAGACAGAAUCAACCGCUUGUUGGACCCAAAUACUCCUUUCCUUGAAAUGUCUCCUUUGGCAGGUUACCAGUUGUACGACGAAGAAGUGGCAGCGGGUGGUAUCAUUACCGGUAUCGGUCGUGUCAAUGGUGUGGAAUGUAUGAUUGUGGCCAAUGAUCCCACCGUCAAGGGUGGAUCCUAUUACCCCAUUACAGUCAAGAAGCAUCUUCGUGCUCAGGAAAUUGCCAAAGAUAACAAUCUUCCUUGCAUUUAUUUGGUCGACUCUGGAGGUGCCAACUUGCCUCGUCAAGCUGAUGUAUUCCCUGACCGUGAACACUUUGGUCGUAUUUUUUUCAACCAGGCCAACAUGUCGGCUCGUGGUAUUCCACAAAUUGCGGCUGUGAUGGGUUCAUGCACGGCGGGUGGUGCUUACGUUCCUGCCAUGUCCGAUGAAAGUAUCAUUGUCCGAAAGCAGGGUACUAUUUUCUUGGCCGGUCCUCCCCUUGUCAAGGCAGCGAUUGGUGAAAACAUUAGUGCCGAAGAUCUCGGUGGUGCCGAUCUUCACUGUCGUACAUCCGGUGUGACCGAUCAUUACGCAUUGAACGAUGAGCAUGCUCUUGUCCUUGCUCGUCGUGUGGUGGGCUCCUUGAAUCGUGUGAAGCAGCCUCAGCUUGCCGUGCGAACUCCCGAGGAACCUUUGUAUUCACCUAGUGAAAUUGGUGGUAUUGUGGGUGACAACUUGCGUAAACCCUUUGAUGCCAAGAAUAUCAUUGCACGUAUUGUCGAUGGUAGCCGAUUCGCGGAAUUCAAGGAACACUACGGCACUACUCUCGUCACAGGUUUUGCUCACAUUCACGGUUACCCUGUCGGUAUUGUGGCAAAUAACGGUAUUCUGUUCUCGGAAUCUGCUCUCAAGGGUGCCCAUUUCAUCCAGCUGUGCUCUCAGAGAGGUAUACCCUUGGUAUUCUUGCAAAACAUCACUGGUUUCAUGGUCGGUUCAUCCGCGGAAGCUGGUGGCAUUGCCAAGAACGGUGCCAAACUAGUCACAGCCGUUUCAUGCGCCCAGGUCCCCAAAUUCACCAUCAUCACCGGCGGCAGUUUCGGUGCCGGUAACUACGGCAUGUGCGGUCGUGCCUAUUCCCCUCGAUUCUUAUGGAUGUACCCUAAUGCUCGUAUCUCCGUGAUGGGUGGUGAGCAGAGUGCCAACGUCUUGGCUCAGAUUACCCGAGAGAGCAAGGCAAAGAAGGGUAUUGAGUGGCCCGAGGAAGAACAAGAAAAGUUCAUGGCACCUAUUCGGGAAAAGUAUGAACGUGAAGGUCAUCCUUACUUCUCUAGCGCACGCUUAUGGGAUGACGGUAUCAUCAACCCCCGCGAUACCCGUCACGUUCUCGGCCUGGCAUUGAGUGCCAGCUUGAACGCCCCCAUCGAAAAGACCAACUUUGGCGUUUUCAGAAUGUAA
Messenger RNA from Radiomyces spectabilis, 1545 nucleotides. RefSeq names its product methylcrotonoyl-CoA carboxylase beta chain. Gene Ontology annotation, biological process: L-leucine catabolic process. The record is from RefSeq and is a predicted model, not a curated record. Lineage: Eukaryota; Fungi; Mucoromycota; Mucoromycetes; Mucorales; Radiomycetaceae. Bases 1 to 1545 code for a protein of 514 amino acids. Gene Ontology annotation, molecular function: methylcrotonoyl-CoA carboxylase activity. Gene Ontology annotation, cellular component: methylcrotonoyl-CoA carboxylase complex; mitochondrion. The transcript is spliced from 13 exons.